UUAAAUGUCAAUUUUAAGGUAAACAAACCAAACUUGACAAAGAGCAAUUAAUUUGAACAAAAAAAAAAAAAAAAAAAAAAAAGACAAAGAGCAAUUAAUUUUAGUGUCUUUUGGCCAAAAAAAUCAAACUUUUGUUAUAGAAAGAGCCUGUAAUGCCCGUCUCUGUUGUUGAAGGAUGAACAAUAAACGCAAGAUCAUGAACUCGAUAUCAAGUAUGAACCAAAAAAGAAAGAGCUCGUCUCUUCUUCGCUUGUUCCCUUUCGUGUUUUUUCUUGGAAUGGUUUUCCUUUUAGGGAAUGCGUUUAUUACUGUAGACUAUAAAGAGGGUAUCUCGGGAUGGAGUUCGAUAAUUAGACUAAAUCUUGCAAAACUGAAGAUGUGCAAGACACAACUAAGACCUCUUGGAAGCGAGAUAUUACCUAGAGGCAUUGUUGCAAGUACAUCUGAUUUGGAAAUGAGACUAUUGUGGGGGGGAAAGCGGAUUAAGAAUCCAAAGCCGAACUUGUUGGCUAUGGCAGCAGGAAUAAAACAGAAAGAAAGUGUCAACAAUAUUGUGAAGAAGUUUUCAUCAAGUGAGUUUGUUGUGAUGUUGUUUCAUUAUGAUGGCGCCGUGGAUGAAUGGAAUGAGUUUGAGUGGAGUGAAACUGCUAUUCAUAUUUCUGUUGUAAACCAGACCAAAUGGUGGUUUGCAAAACGUUUUCUACACCCGGAUAUUGUCUCAGCAUAUUCUUAUAUAUUUCUAUGGGAUGAAGAUCUUGGUGUUGACCAUUUUGAUGCUCGAAGGUAUGUUUCAAUUAUUAAAGAAGAAGGGCUUGAAAUAUCACAGCCUGCUCUUGAUCCACAUUUGUCUGAAGUGCAUCAUCAACUUACCUCACGGGACAACAAAUCAAGAGUACAUAGGAGAACAUACAAAGUCAUUGGUCGGACUAGGUGCAACGAGCAUAGCACUGGACCUCCUUGCACGGGAUUUGUAGAAAUGAUGGCUCCUGUGUUCUCAAGAGCAGCCUGGAGGUGUACAUGGCACAUGAUUCAGAAUGACUUAAACCAUGGAUGGGGUAUAGAUUUUCAGCUUGGAUAUUGCGCUCAGGGUGAUCGAACCAAAAACAUCGGCAUUGUUGAUUCCGAGUAUAUACUUCAUCUUGGUCUUCCCACAUUAGGAGGUUCAGCUGAAAAUAAGACGGAAUCAGGACCAAUCGAUGAGACCAAGAGUCAGCAUAGUUCAGAAAAAUCUGUUCGGAAGCAGGCAUAUGCCGAGUUGGAGACCUUUAAACACAGAUGGAAAAAUGCUGUGAAGAACGAUGAAUGCUGGAUAGACCGAUUCAAGCCAUAAAAGUAUGCUCAUUUUCAACACAAUUAUACAUUCGUAGAAGGGAAAAGAGAAGUAGAGAUGAUUACAAGACUGUUAAGAUGACAGCGCUCUGAUGAUCUUCAUAUGGAUGAGGGACGUGCUGAAUCUAACCACUUAUUGGAGGUAUACGUGUAGCUCAACUUUGAGUCUUUAUAGGAUAUUACAAAUUUGUACUAGAGAACCGGAGAUUCUUGUCGACUGUUCUAUCUCCCACUUUUAUAGAGCUUCAAAUUUUAGAGCAAAAAUCUUACUGACGACUUAUAUAUGUACCAUAGGAAGUACACAAGGUUGUGAAAUAAAGCUGAGUUUUUUUUUACAAAUGGUUGGUUCAUGACUCUUUACGUUUUCUCUAUCUUCAUCCUGAGUAGCUCCAAUUAAACAAGAGCAGAUUUUCUUAUGAUUCUUGAGAUUAUUCCUCCAAUCUCCUCUCCACAAUCCUCUUGUACAUGAUGGCCAGCUCUUGCAGAAGUCUUCAACUCCUUUAUAGCUCAGCCACCUGUCUCGUUGUCCCCAGCACACGGUGGUCGGUAUUUUCCAGUCUUUAUCCAUCAGUGAUUUCCUCAUCUAACCUUGAGUUCCUUCUUCAUGGCUCUGCUGAUGGUGAGAUAAGGUCUUCAGUAAACCAUUGCAUCGUCUUCUGAAUUUAUUUUACGGAAGCACAAUAGUAAGAAGCAACUUUGAUGAAACCAACCUGAGAGAAAAUCUCCACGAGCAAGAAGUUGCUGAAUACAGACAAUGUUGAUGGAAGUUUAGCAUGUUCGGGUGUGAGAGGAGGAUUCAAGAGUAUGAGAUUCUUGAUCUUCUCUGUCGGUUUCUUGCGUAUUUUACCGCAGCAGUUGAGAAGUAGCCCGGCACAACAAGUGAUACCUACUGGUAGUUACUUCAUCAAUGAAUGACUGAAGCGACGAAAAACACUCUGCAAAAGCUGCAGAUUAUUCUGAUAAAUCUUGAAACUUUCUCGGGUUAAGGUCUGUUCACAACCAGGUUUAAAGAAUAUGUUACCGUCUAAUAUAUAGUUGAAUCCAUAUCUGGCCUGAGGCUUAUCAGAAAAUCCAAAUCCUAGCCAAUCAAAAGCAAUGGCGUGGUAAUUCUUUGAAAGCACGGGAAGAGCUUUCCAGUAAGAGUAAGACUAGUCACAAGAAAAUUGUGACAUCCCGGACCCGGAAUUAAACCAAAAAGCUCACGAUCCCGAGCCAACCCAGAAAAAUUGCCGUCACAUAUAAAAAGAAGCUGAAACCCUUAAAGGUUGGAU
This is a messenger RNA of Thlaspi arvense, 2600 nucleotides long. Lineage: Eukaryota; Viridiplantae; Streptophyta; Magnoliopsida; Brassicales; Brassicaceae. The record is from the annotation of a GenBank genome assembly.